Messenger RNA from Gossypium arboreum, 465 nucleotides. RefSeq lists its product as uncharacterized. Bases 1 to 465 code for a protein of 154 amino acids. NCBI's taxonomy places the organism in Eukaryota, Viridiplantae, Streptophyta, Magnoliopsida, Malvales, Malvaceae. The record is from RefSeq and is a predicted model, not a curated record. The transcript has a single exon.
AUGAAUCAGUGGUAUAAUAAGAGGAUACAGGAAAAGAGUCAGACCCAGCAACCUCUUCCUCCUACAGUACCACCAGUAGUGUCCUCGGUUGCUCCUCCACCUCCUCCUUCGGUAACUGAAUCAAGUAAGAGAACUCCAGUAGAAAAACUCAGAAAAUUUAGGGCUGAAGAAUUUCGGGGUAGGUCAGAUGAUGAUCUAGUAAAAGCUGAGUAUUGGUUGCAGACCACGAUAAGAGUUUUUAAAGAAAUGGCUUGUUCUCCUGAUGACUAUUUAAGGUGUGCUGUUUCAGUGUUAAAAAAAGAAGCAUAUCACUGGUGGGAGACAAUAGAAGCUGUGGUACCAGCCGAGAAACUUACUUGGGAAUUUUUCCAAGCCGAGUUUAAAAAGAAAUAUAUUGGUAAAAGAUAUUUAGAAAAGAAAAAGAGAGAAUUUCUUGAUCUUGACGAGGAAAUCGGACGAUGGUGA